Molecule: messenger RNA, 2243 nt
Organism: Puntigrus tetrazona (Sumatra barb)
Lineage: Eukaryota; Metazoa; Chordata; Actinopteri; Cypriniformes; Cyprinidae
Gene: stmn4l
Product: stathmin-like 4, like
Exons: 6
Coding region: 1087-1665 (192 amino acids)
Biological process (GO): neuron projection development; regulation of microtubule polymerization or depolymerization; microtubule depolymerization
Cellular component (GO): cytoplasm; neuron projection
Molecular function (GO): tubulin binding
Source: RefSeq, a predicted model, not a curated record
CAGGAUGAAAGGAGACUGGCGAUUUGUCGGACUAAAGUUUUAUUAACUAUAUCAAGCUGCAUUCAAUUUUUGUUCUGUUUUUAAUAGCGCAGGAAUCUAGUUUGGCAUUCCUUAGAUUAUGUUUGCUUGCAGAUUUGCAUGCUUGCAAGAUUUAUAACAUGCAGUCAAGGUGUAAGGCUUCUAUAUGUGCAUUAAUGCAUGCAUUUUUGGGGUGGAUUUGCAACUGUUUAGAGUCUUAACAGCAUAUCAGAAUCAAUUUAGAAAGUGCUCAUAUGAUAUUCCACUUGAAGUCGUGUCAAAUCAAAGAAAGGAUGUGCAUUGCAUAGUGCAAAGUGAAUGGUAUAUUUGUGCAAGGUGGAAAAAUAGCUAUGCGGAAAAAGUGCAUUGCUAAAUUUAAAUAGGGGAGGUCCUGCAGUGAGCAUGCUAGUCUGCGCUGUGGGUGGUACUGAGAGGUGAGAUUAUAUAGUAUGUUGGUGUGCAAAAGGCCACGGCCCCUUAAUAGAGCAGCACUUCCUUUGCUUUCAGAACAGCAAGCGUUUAUUCCGAUCAGAAGGCAGUGGGAGGUUAAAAAAUGACUUGCUUUGUAAGCUGCAUAUGAAAUUUUAGGUAAAUAACAGCGCUGUUGCUUUGUGUACCAGAGCAUGUAUUAUUUAUUAUAUCAGCUGUGUUGCUGGCAUCAAUAAAAUAGGAGGGUUUUCACUUUGUGUGCAUGCAAUGCGAUAGGGAAAAUGAUGCAUUGUCCCAUAAUGAACUACAGAAUCAACGUUUUUACCUUUUAUGUUAUCAGCUCUCCCCUAAAAGCGUAGGAAUGUUUUACAGAAUAAGCUCAUGCAUUGAAAAUGUUAGAAAGUUUCAACGGUGUUAGCGGGUGCAGUGAUCGUGAGCGUGGGAAAUGAGGGGGCACAGCGAGGGCAGAGGCAGGAUGAACGAGAGAGGCUGAUAGAGAAGGCACGUAGGCUGAGAGACUGUCAUAAACUCUGAACAAACCUAUUUCAUUCAUGCUUCAUUCUGCGAACGACUGCCAUCAAGUAUAUUACAAUGAUCAGCUGAGUUUGAAACGCCUCAGAGGACUCAGAAGAAGGGAAGAUGACUCUUGCGGCAUACAGAGAGAAGAUGAAGGAGCUCCCUCUAGUGUCUCUCUUCUGCUCCUGCAUCCUUCCAGAGCCUCGGGAGAAGCCCAUCAAGAAAACACAAGGUACCUUUAAAGAUGUUGUGGACCUCAACCUGGGCAUUAUUAAAGACAUGGAGGUGAUCGAGCUAAACAAGCGGUCAUCGGGCCAGGCCUUUGAGGUCAUCCUCAGACCUCCAUCUUUUGACGGUCAGAGGGAAUUCCAUCCCACUUUCCCACCUCGCAGAGACCCCUCACUGGAGGAGAUUCAGAAGAAACUGGAUGCAGCUGAAGAGAGAAGAAAGUGUCAGGAAGCUGAACUUCUGAAGCACUUGGCUGAGAAGAGAGAGCAUGAACGAGAGGUGGCCCAGAAAGCCAUAGAGGAACACAACAACUUCAUCAAGAUGGCCAAAGAAAAGCUGGAGCAAAGAAUGGAGAUUAACAAAGAGAACCGGGAGGCCCACAUCGCUGCCAUGCUGGAACGUCUUCAGGAGAAGGACAAGCAUGCUGAGGAGGUGAGGAAAAACAAGGAACAGAUGGAGCUGGACUGGCAGUAGAAUGACAUGAAUCAAGCGCAUUUGUUGUCCAGAAAAUUCAAGAAAAACAACAAAAUAAGGCCUAGCGGGUCCUAGUGAUGCUAAGAAAGGCUGUUUUUUUCGAAUUGGCAAUGAUUCGAAGGCCUGUCAUAUGAUAUUUGCAGCUAAAGACAACAUUCUUAUGUGUGCUGCCAGGCGAUGCACUGUAUAUCAUGGAUGAUGAAUUGGGAAUCAAUUAGAAAGCGUGAAAAAGUCGUUUGAUUCAUAUGCUGCCAAACUGUGUUUUGCAUCAUCUAUCCCUUUAGACUUUGAUAAUGGCUUUGCAUGCACUGAUAGGAUAAUAAUAAUGAACAACAAAACAGAUUAUUAAUGUCGUACUGCUGUGAAUUAGCUGUUUGUAACACUGUCAUUCAAAGUGAUGUGCACUUAGUACUGUAGUUUGGCUUUGUAUUUGUGUGUCUUAGUGUUGGUUUCUUGAAAGAAUCGUUAGUAGAAUAUCUGUUAGUUACCUGGCAACAAAUAGUGUAUUAAAUGUGGCCGAAAUCAGCUUUUUAAUGCAUGCAUGCCGUGAUGCACUCGAUAAAACUUGUGAAAAGCCA